Messenger RNA from Syngnathus typhle (broad-nosed pipefish), 2424 nucleotides. RefSeq names its product transcription termination factor 1-like. Lineage: Eukaryota; Metazoa; Chordata; Actinopteri; Syngnathiformes; Syngnathidae. Bases 359 to 2209 code for a protein of 616 amino acids. The record is from RefSeq and is a predicted model, not a curated record. The transcript is spliced from 10 exons.
CUCGAGCGAGACUCGGAAGGAAACACAAAGUUGCCGAGCGCGGGGCGCGAGCGUUGUUCCCCGCUAGACACGUGUUCGCUCACUACAAACGUGGAAUGAAUUGUUUUCUUUUCCCCCCUCCAGCAUCGUCACGCAUCAAACUUGAGCUUUUUCAACGUGACAGCCAACAAUUUGACGUCGGAGUUUGCUCGUCGAGUUACUUUCGUCAGUCGAGUCAACUUCAGUUUGUCUGCAGUUUUCUAUUGUGUGACAAGAAUUGUGAGCCCGGACCAGAUGACUUGAACUCAUGGGUGAACUUCUUCUUCUACAGAGGAAGAAGACGAAGACAAGAGAAUUGUUCUCCUUGUUUGGCUGAUCAAUGGAGGCAGCGUUGGGCUCAUGUGGCUCGCCGCCGUCGUUUCCCGUCGGCCGCCGCUCGCCGGUGCCCAGCCUCGGUGAUGUCCCUACGCCCGAGAUGAAGAGGAAGAAGAAAAAAAGUACACAAGAGGACCACGGCCUUCUUCCGGCUCGCAAAGGCACAAAGAAGAGGAACGAGACGGCAGAAGGAAGAGACCAAGAGGACGGGAUUCCUGCCGCCCAAAAGCCGAGGAAGAAAAAGCGAGACAAACGAGACCCGGUCGCUGCGGUUGUGCAGAAGGCCGAAGAAGAACGAGAGGACCAAAAAGAUGACGACGGCGUCCUUCCCGCCGAGGCGCUCGCCCGCAAAGCCAAGAAACGAAGAAAGGAGAAAAUCCCAGAAGCGGACAAAGACGACGACCGUGUUCCUCCUGCCGACGUGCGCAAAAAGAAGCGCAAGAGAGCAGAAGAAAGCCUCCUAGUCGCUGACGGCGAGACGGAGGAGAGCGUUGCCGUGGCCGCCGACGGACACCAGCUUGACCGAGCUGACUGCUUGGACUCCCGUUUGGUGGCUGAGUUGGAAGAGUUUGUUCCCAACGUGAGGAAGAGAGCCGAGUCGGAGAUCAAGACCCUUCUGCGUCACGACCUGGAGCGCUUCCGAGUCUUCAAAGAGCAAGGUCGCUCGCCGUGCGGAAAGAACCCACGGGGCUCUUUCCAGAAGAUUCCCGGGUUCCUCACCAAUGUUGCACCUCAAGCCCGUCCUCUCCGUGCAGGCCUGCGCGUGCGUUGGGGCCGCUUCACGCACGAGGAGAAUGUGCGGAUCCGAGAAAACGUGGCGCGCUUCCUGGCAGUGACGGGCAUCGCCUCCGUCGACCAGCUUCUCUUCCCGCAUCGCUACGAGGAGCUGCGGGACGACAUCAAGAGGCUGAAAAAGCAACACGGCUUUUUGGAGGCCAUCGCUGAGGGAAUCCCCAGACCGUGUAAGCAGGUGGUGACCCGGGCCGUCAAGCAGGACCACAUGAACCACAUGGGAGAGUUCACCGAGGAGGAGCUGGAUCGUCUGGUCAAGUUGCACACGCUCCACGGCAACGACUGGAGCACCAUCGCCAGGAAGAUGGGACGCAGCAAAUUUGCCUUGCAGAAGCGCUUCGUCAGCAUCGCGACGGGGCGAGGCCUGUGGACGUCGGAGGAGGAGAGCAGGCUGGAGGAGGUGGUCAAGGCUCACCUGGAGGCGCUGGUUCAAGGAGCCGUCGGAGACGCCCGUUUGACGCUGCGUCAGCUUUGCGCCCGUUUGCCCUGGAUGGAGAUCAGCCAGCACGUGCGCACCCGAUGCUGGACCCAGUGUCGCGUCAAGUGGUUCUGUAUCCUGCAGACCCGGCUGUCGCAGAAGAACCCCAGGAAACCCCCGGAGGGACUGAGGACCAGGCUCCACCUGAUCAACACGCUGUACGCUUUGAACAUCGAGGACGCUUGCGACAUCGAUUGGGAUACGGUUUCCAGCAUCCUGGGCGGCGUGACUCCACUCUGCGUUCAGAAGCUUUUCCGAAGCCUAAAAGUCCGCAACGUUCCCGACUGGCCUCGGCUCUCCUACGGAGAGAUCAUCGACUUCCUGCAGGAGCACGUGACGCCGCGUCUGGAGAAGCGGCUACGCCGCUACGACAAAUGGCGGCAGGAGGACGAGGCGGAGCGCCCGGCGCCCCCCAACGACUCGUACUCUCUGUCGGACAUCUUCGUGGACGAAGAAGAUGGCCAUUUGUUGGAAGUGGAUAACACUCGGCCUAGCAGAGGCCGAUCCAAGUGCGGCAGGGAGUGGCCCGAAGCGCAGACCCCGCUUGAGGCCACGCUUGAGCCCACGGCGACGCCGCACCCCUGAUCGUCCCGAGCGGGUGGCUGACUCGGUUGCAUCUGCUGCUCGUCCCCUCCCAUUGCAAAAUGCUGACAUCAGAAUUGGCUCAGAGAGUGUGUGUUCCCGCGUCACCUCACCUGCCUUUCCGUGAGGCAGUCGCGCUCUCUCUGUGUUUUAUUGGCGGUUGGCCAUUGUUGCCGCUGGCGCCAUGCUCUCUGAAUACAGCUAUUUUUCAAAGCCAA